Messenger RNA from Maniola jurtina (meadow brown), 3132 nucleotides. It is a transcript of the gene Gp150, whose product is annotated as toll-like receptor Tollo. The transcript is spliced from 3 exons. Gene Ontology annotation, molecular function: protein binding. NCBI's taxonomy places the organism in Eukaryota, Metazoa, Arthropoda, Insecta, Lepidoptera, Nymphalidae. The record is from RefSeq and is a predicted model, not a curated record. The coding region runs from base 241 to 2793 and encodes 850 amino acids.
UGCCAGUUACUCGCGACAUACGGACGAGAUUGCACGGCCAGUAAACAGUUUAAUAAUAACAAUAUCAAGUUUAUUAAUAGUGAGUGAGCGAAAACAAAUUCAUACGCAGUUUGAAACUUGUGGCAGAAAAAGUGUUGGUCUAUUUACGUAUUUUUUGGUUAAUAUAUAUAUUUCAACGAAAUAAGUUGCUAUUAACGAAGUUACUGGAAGGCUGAACGAGGACAGAGAGUUCGCAACGACAUGGGGGCGAAGUCCCGGGAGUUAAUACUGCUCCUGGCAGUGUGUGCGCUUGCAAUCUGCGAGUCCGUCAAUAAGACUGUAAAGAAAGAAAACAAGGACUCCGACAACUUCCUCGCCCAAUACGAUGAAGAAUAUGACACGGACGAUCAAGAAGUACUCUUCAACGAAGACAAGCCAUGCCCCAGAGAUUGUCUGUGCGCUGUCUCACAAGGAUACCGAAUGGCUAAAUGCAAUCGUCUAGAACUCAACACACAGAAGUUUGGUGACGACAUCACUGACCUAGUAAUCGAAAACUCUGCAAUCCCUGUCCAACUCGACGACUAUAUUUUCAAAAAACUGGGUCUGGACAAAGUUGCAACAAUUAAGAUUGUAAACAGCACGAUCACCUCUGUUGGAUCUAAUGCCUUCCACGGACUGCAUGAGCUGUACGCUGUCAACUUAUCUAACAAUAAACUUAAAAGAUUACACCCUGAAACUUUCGCCAGCAAUAAAAAAUUGCUACUGCUCACUCUUUCUAACAAUCCGCUGAAAUUCCCUGCACCUGGGUCACAAGAGUAUUUCCUAAAUGCUUCAUCAGUACAAGAACUUGAUAUCUCAUACUGUAACAUGCAGUACAUCACUGCAAACACCAUCAAAAAUAUGCCCGGCCUAAUGUAUUUGAACUUAGCCGGAAACAAUUUGUCCGAGAUGGAGGCUGAUACGUUUAAGACUCUUCUUGAUUUAGAAGAAAUAGAUUUAAGCGACAACAACAUCAAAUCUUUGCCUAACGACAUUUUCUCAGAGAACACAGAGCUUGCUACGCUCCAUAUUCAAAGGAACCCGAUUGAUUCAGUGUAUGGACUACAAAUUUCAGACCUGCUGACUCUGAAUGCAGGGCAGACAAAUAUCAAAUUUGUUGGGCCGUCUAUGUUCAAUGGAAUGACAUACAUUGCCAACCUUAAUCUAAGCGGUAACAGUAUUGAGAAAAUACAUAAUCAGGCCUUCCAUAAAUUAGUUGAGCUUAACUACUUAGACUUAUCGUACAAUAAUUUGGACUUCAUUUCAAGCGCACUUAUCAAGGAAAAUAUUGAAUUGGACAUCUUUAAAAUCUCCAACAACCCGAGACUAAAACACUUGCCUGUAGAAGGAUUCAAUUGCUCUGCUGAACAGUUUAACAUUUAUUUGUUCGAUGCCUCCAACUGUGGACUUGAAGAGAUUUACGACGAUUCUCUCAAAACCUUUACGGCAUUAUCACAAAUUAACUUAUCUGGAAAUAAAAUUAAAUCCAUUAAUAAACACGUAUUCUCCCGCAGUCCAAAACUGGUUGAAAUCAAUCUAUCAUAUAAUAUGUUAACCACCUUAGAAGCUCAAGUUUUUGCGAAUAACAAAGAUCUUGGGAAAUUGUACCUUCAAGGAAACCCGUUGCAAGUACUCUCCGCCGAAGUGUUUGUAAAUACACCGCUGCUCUCCUUGCUAGACAUGAGCCAUGCAGAUUUAACAGCUCUUUGGAAAGUAGAAAAGAACCAACCGACUACUCUCCUAAAUAAUCUAAGUUUCCUAAAUGUUUCGUACAACCGCAUCACUGAAAUCAAGCAAACAGAAUUAGAUACUAUGCACAAACUGAGAUCACUAGAUAUUAGCAACAAUCCAUUAACAUGCAACCGCGAGUUUGAGAAUCUUAUGACAUGGUUGAGUAAGCACAAAGUAUCGCCAAACGUCAACUCUGCUCUUAUCGCAAAUCUAGGUAAAGAUACGAAGGAAGAUGAUGGCGCAUACAGUUGGGAAUUCCUUUCGCAAAAAACAUGCGGUACUCCUAUUAAGCAUCCUAUUGAACCACUUCCAUCGUUAUCGGAUGAGGAAAUAUGGGAAAGAAUCGACAAAGACGCGGAAGGAAACUUUGACUUGAAAGAUACGCUCGAUGACGGCAAAAUAGCUGACGAUACGAAGAUGACGAAGGAGGACGGAAACAAAGUUUACGAUGAUGACAAUGCUGAUGAUCUCGAUGAUGGCGGUGAGGAAGACGACGAUGAGGAAGAAGAUUAUGACGAGGAUGAUGAUAAUGUCGAUCUCAAAGUGAAACUGAUCGAAAGACCAUCGGCGACGUCUUCCGCUCCCAAACCGACAGCAACAACGCCGAAAGAAAAGGUUAAGAUUGAUAUCAAGCUGUUAGAAAACGAUAACAUGUACGAUGAUCUCGAACCAGAUGUGUACGUGCAGGCGCAGUCGGCGGAGGCUCAACACGGCCGGUACGACUACCUGUGGCCAAUGUUGAUAGCCAUCUUGGGAGCACUAUUACUUCUGCUCGUUAUCGCUAAGGUAAUGAUGGUAGUGUGCAGUAGGAGGAACAAGCAAGUGAGAUACAACAGUGCCAUAAUCGCUGCGAUGAGCCAGCCCGGCCGCACGAAGAAGGACUGCGGGUUAGUGUACCAGCAGCUGUCGGAGGACUUGACGAGUCCGGCCACUCCCAAGCUCAACCGCUACGCGCCUCUGCCCAGCGUCACCGUGAAGGCAUCCAACAUGUCCUACGAGAGCAGUCCCUUCCACCACAGCAACAUCGUGCCGGAGGCGGUGUGAGUCGCGCGGUACUAAUUAAUAUUAUUGUAAACACAUUAAAUUAACAACUGCGUUAACGUUUAUAUAAGCAGUAAGUGAUAGAUAUAAGCGCUAGUCAAUGCUACCUUCAUAUCGUAACAGAUUGAGCAUGAAGUGCCUUGCGAUUCUCAAACAAUUACCGAACAAUGUCGCGACCCAUUCCGUAAACCUAGCGCUUGUUUUAUAAUUAAUUAUAGAGAGGAAAGUAACAAAUGGAAGUCAAAUUACAACAAAUUAAUGUAAGAUAUACAUAAUUAUAUAUUAUACAAAUUAGUUAAUAGGUAUUAUUUUAUGUACUUAAAAUUAAUAAAAAUUAAACAA